AUGCACGGAUUGCCACGAAGACUGUGCAACCACGUGCUGUGCCCUUUUUUGUCCGUGCGUCCUCGUGGGGCGAACAACAGAAAUCGUCACCGACGGCGAGUCAGAUGCGACGACAUCGUGCUGUCUAUUCUUCCUCUUCCAAUUAGUAAUGCUUGGAUGCCUUUAUUCUCAAGAGAGCUUAAGAAUCGAGGAUGGGACCCAAAACGAGGCUAUGAAGAGAACAUGCGGAUACUUCAAGCAAGAGGCUUGCCACCUCCGCCACAGUCAAUGUUGCGCUGA
Closterium sp. Naga37s-1 is the source of this 279-nucleotide messenger RNA. The record is from the annotation of a GenBank genome assembly. Lineage: Eukaryota; Viridiplantae; Streptophyta; Zygnematophyceae; Desmidiales; Closteriaceae.